Molecule: messenger RNA, 820 nt
Organism: Lingula anatina
Lineage: Eukaryota; Metazoa; Brachiopoda; Lingulata; Lingulida; Lingulidae
Source: RefSeq, a predicted model, not a curated record
UUAGUCACACCCGGAAGCACUAACUGAACGAUGACACGUUUUCUCUGUUGCGUUUUAUCGCUUUUCUUUUGGAUUUCCUCAGCAGAAGAUACUGGAUUGCAAGAAACGAAAUCAGCAUGUCUUUCGCAGAUCUUUUCAGCACAGUCUUCAAAAUGUACCGGUGUGGUAGACCCCGAAUCAACCACCAGACCUCUGGCGAAAGCUGCCUGUUUGCAGCUUAUAAACAGUGCAACCAGUGAUUUAUGCGCAAAUGUAAAAUCACCAAGUUGUUUGAGCGAGGCGGCUGUGUUUUAUUUGUUGAAUAAUGAAGAUAAAUCUAUAUGGCCUGAUGUCUGCUUGGUGAUAAAAAAUACCCCGGUUAAGAUACCGAAUCAACUAAUGAUGGGACAGUUUGACGUUCUGGCCCAGGAUGGAAUGGUGUGCAGCACAUACUGCCCCAAAGUUGACAUGAAGGAAACCUGCAUUAUGCUAUAUUUGAUAGCACAGUCUCAGAAAGAAGGAGUUGUUUGCCCUCCUGUUGCCAACAAUGUGAUUGGUGAAAAUCAGGGUGAGGGUGGGGCACCAACACAGCCACAGGGAGGCAGUGUACCCACACAAACUGGCAGCCUACCAGGACAGACACAGACUGGCAGCAUACCGGGACAGACACAGGCUGCCAGCUUUCCAGGACAGACACAGACUGGCAGCCUACCGGGACAGACACAGGCUGCCAGCCUUCCAGGACAGACACAAACUGGCAGCCUACCAGGACAGAAACAGAUGGGCAGCCUAUCUGGACAGACACAGACUGGCAGUCUACCUCGGCAGACACGGACUGGCA